This is a messenger RNA of Mus musculus (house mouse), 7834 nucleotides long. It is a transcript of the gene Slc15a4, whose product is annotated as solute carrier family 15, member 4. The record is from RefSeq and is a predicted model, not a curated record. Gene Ontology annotation, molecular function: peptidoglycan transmembrane transporter activity; dipeptide transmembrane transporter activity; peptide:proton symporter activity. Bases 1376 to 2941 code for a protein of 521 amino acids. Gene Ontology annotation, cellular component: endolysosome membrane; lysosomal membrane; early endosome membrane. The transcript has 7 exons. Gene Ontology annotation, biological process: positive regulation of toll-like receptor 9 signaling pathway; oligopeptide transport; positive regulation of innate immune response. Lineage: Eukaryota; Metazoa; Chordata; Mammalia; Rodentia; Muridae.
UCCAAAUGGUUUAUUAGCCUUAUCAUUCCAAUACAGAGUUUGUUCAAGUAUGUCAUGCUUAGCUUAGCAGAACUUUUUCUUUUUAAUUGCCUGUGUCUGUAUGUGUGGACAUACAUGCAGUGUCUGCUGUCUAUCCAUUGUGUGGGGCUCCCAGCAGGGGGAUAGAACUCAGGCUAUCACCAGGCCGGGUAGCAAGCACCUUUACUUGGUAAGCCAUCUCACUGGUCCAGUCUUUAAGCAAACGUUCCAAGACUCAGUCUUACUUACCAGCAGGACUAAGAGUCAGUUAUAGGCUGUAAAUAAAGGUUUUGGUUUUAGUUUCUUUUCUUUUCUUUUCUUUUCUCUUCUUCUUUUCUUUCCCUUUCUUUCUUUCUUUUUCUUUUUUCCUUUCCUUUUUUUUUUUUUUUUUUUUUUGAGACAGGGUCUCACUAUGCAGCCCUGGCAGAACUCACUGUGUCGACUACACUGGUUUCGAACUCACAGAGAUUCGCCCGCCUCUGCCUCCCAAGAGCUGGGAUUAGUGGCAUGUGCCACUAAAGAUGUGUUUAGUUUUAUGUGUAUGGAUGCUUUGCGUUCAUGGAGGUCUGUGCACCCUGUGUGUGUGCAGUAGCCCUGGAGGCCAGAAGAAGGUGCCGGAUCCACGAGGAACUAGAGUUACAGAUUGUUAGGAGACACAAGGUGGGUGCUGGGAAUCGAGCCCAGAACCUCUGACUAGCAGCCAGUGCUCUUAACUGUGGAGUUAUCUCUUCAGUCCUUAAAAUAAUAAUAAUAAUAAUAAGAAGAAGAAGAAGAAGAAGAAGAAGAAGCAGCAGCAGCAGCAGGGCGGUAGUGGCGCACGCCUUUAAUCCCAGCACUUGGGAGGCAGAGGCAGGCGGAUUUCUGAGUUCGAGGCUAGCCUGGUCUACAAAAUGAGUUCCAGGACAGCCAGGGCUACACCGAGAAACCCUGUCUCGAAAAAAACCAAAAAUAAAUAAAUUUUAGUAAUUUUUGUUUUAAGAAGAGACAGAAAAGUGAGAUACCAAGAGAGGGAGAGGAGGCCGAGACUGUUACACUUGACGCCUGGGUCCUGAGAAGAUGGCAAGAAGGGAAGAUUUAGACCCUGGUGACCUGGAUUAGGAACCCAGUUUGGGGCCGGAACCUCGGAGUCUAGGGUUCCAGUUUCCCGGUGGAACCCCUCCAGCCAUAGGAACCACCAUCCCUCCACGCAUCUCAACAACAAACCGCUGUCAAGUGAAAGGCCCGCUUGGCCGGAUUUCCGGGGGCGGAACCGGCAGCCACCCCCGCCCAGCUUGCCCAGUUAAAAGGCGGCGGCGGGAGAGGGAGGGAACUCGCUGUCUCGCGAGAGUUGGGCUACCGAGUCCUCAGUGAACCGGCCAUGGAGGGCGAGCGGGCGCCGCUGUUGGGUUCGCGGCGUCCGGCAGUGUCGGCGGCGUCCGCGGUGUUCGCGGGGCGGCGUGCGGCGUGCGGGGCGGUGCUGUUGGCCGAGCUGCUGGAGCGCGCGGCCUUCUACGGCGUCACGGCCAACCUGGUGCUGUUCCUGAAUGGCGCGCCGUUCGACUGGGAGGGCGCGCAGGCCAGCCAGGCGCUGCUGCUCUUCAUGGGCCUCACCUAUCUGGGCUCGCCGUUCGGGGGCUGGCUCGCCGACGCCCGCCUCGGCCGGGCCCGCGCCAUCCUGCUCAGCCUGGCCCUCUACCUGCUGGGCCUGCUGGCCUUCCCGCUGCUGGCCGCGCCCCGCUCGCGCUCCUUCCUCUGCGGGGACCCGCGGCCCGAGCUCGUGCGCAACUGCUCGGCGCCCUUCCCCAACGGGUCAGCGUCGUGUCCCGAGAACGCCGCGCGCCGCUGUGCCCCCGCCACCUUCGCGGGGCUCGUGCUCGUGGGUCUCGGGGUGGCCACGGUCAAGGCCAACAUCACGCCCUUCGGCGCCGAUCAGGUUAAAGAUCGAGGUCCAGAAGCCACUCGGAGAUUUUUCAAUUGGUUUUACUGGAGCAUUAAUUUGGGAGCAAUCCUGUCAUUAGGAGGUAUUGCCUAUAUUCAGCAGAAUGUGAGCUUUUUCACAGGCUACCUGAUUCCCACAGUCUGUGUGGCCAUUGCUUUCCUGGUCUUCCUCUGUGGCCAGAGUGUCUUCAUCACCAAGCCUCCUGACGGCAGUGCCUUCACUGACAUGUUCAGAAUUCUGACCUACAGUUGCUGCUCCCAGAGAGGAGGGCAGCGGAGAAGUGGUGAAGGCCUUGGAGUCUUUCAGCAAUCUUCUAAACACAGUCUGUUUGAUUCAUGUAAGAUGUCGCGUGGAGGGCCGUUCACAGAGGACAAAGUGGAAGACGUGAAAGCCCUGGUCAAGAUUGUGCCCGUGUUCUUGGCUCUGAUUCCUUACUGGACAGUGUAUUUCCAAAUGCAGACCACAUAUGCUUUACAGAGUCUUCAUUUGAAGAUUCCAGAAAUCUCAAGUAUCACCACCACCCAUCACACGCUGCCUGCAGCUUGGCUCACCAUGUUUGAUGCGGUGCUCAUCCUCCUGCUCAUCCCACUGAAGGACAAGCUGGUGGACCCGGUGCUGAGGAGACAUGGCCUGCUCCCAUCCUCCCUGAAGAGGAUUGCUGUGGGGAUGUUCUUCGUCAUGUGCUCUGCCUUUGCUGCAGGAAUCCUGGAGAGUAAAAGGCUGGACCUGGUAAAGGAGAAGACCAUUAACCAGACCAUUGGUGGUGUGGUGUACCAUGCUGCUGACUUGCCCAUCUGGUGGCAGAUCCCACAGUAUGUGCUCAUUGGCAUCAGUGAGAUAUUUGCAAGUAUAGCAGGGAACAUCAACAGCUGCCACCUGCAUUACUACUUCUUCCUGCUGGCCGCCAUCCAGGGAGCUACGCUGCUGCUCUUCCUCAUUGUGUCUGUGAAGUACGACCGCCAGCGAGCCAGGACAGAUGGGGGGCCAGCCAGCACGAGGACCUGAUGCAGCCAGCCAGCAUGCUCACAGGUUCUGCAGACUCUAAGGCCUCAGGGCUUGCUAACUACCAGGGCACUGCCAGCAAGCAGACUGAGGCUAGAUUGUUGGUGUCCCAACUUCUGAACUUGCAUGUUGUCUGGACUGGCUUCUCCCUCCCUAUGCCCGGAUGAUGGUGGUGAGUGCCUUACUAUGGCCCGUCUCAUGUGCACUGGGCCUGCCAGGAGAUGAGGAUGUGGCUUCUCUCACUGAAGGUCUCUGCCAGUCCUGAGCCAGCCAUGCUCUCCUGGGCAGCCACCGUUCUGCUGCUGCCAUCCUUAUUCCUUACAAAUAUUGUUACUUCCUCAUAGCAUCUCCUUUACGAUUAGCAAGCACUUCCAUCAAGGCAUAGGAGGAUUCUCUUUAGAGGUGAAAGUGUGGUUGAUGUCAAGAGAGCCCUAGGAGCUGUGUCUACUCCAUCAUGGACUCUUGUCACAGGCCUGGCUGAUGCCAAGGCCUUUGUGGGUCAGUCAUGUAGGCUCAUCUGCUCAGAAAGUAGGUUUUGUUGACUGAGAUAAAGAAGUUUUUAUUAGACUAGGCUGGCCUCAAACUUGGGGCUGCCUCAUGUCUGCUUCUCAAGUGCUGAGAUCUCAGAUGUCUGUCACUAUGGUCAGCAGGACUUAGGUCAUGAACAACUGAUCUGCUUUAAGCACAUGUGUCCGUGGUGAUUGAGGACACCAUGUCCUCACUGAAACCAGACAGCAGCUGGCAGGAGAUUGGCAGUUACACCACGCAGAUCUUUUCUGAGAACUUGACUUUGUGUAGCAGUAAGGAUGGAGGCAGGUGGUGAGUGGGGAAAACAUGGGAGCUGCUGGGCUAUUGGCCCAGCUUUGUACCGUUACUGACAUCUGGGGUUCUGAGUUUGUCAACUGAACUGUUGUGUGUGUUGCUGUGUUUUGUAUAAUUUUAUAAAAGCUUCUCAGACUGACACCAAGAGCUUCCUGAUGGUUUCUCCAUACUCUGCAUCAGUUCAGCAUCCCCUACAGCUGCUGCCUGCUCAGCCUUGUAUUCCUUUGGCCCAGUGUUAGAGCCACAGUGUUCAAGUCCACUUCUGCCAGAAACCUGACUCUGCCUCUCUCACACACCAGGAAGAAAGAAGCUUCAGGAUAAAAACCAUCCACUGUGCCCCUUGUUCUUGGCUUUGGGGCGGGUUGGGGGGGAUAGUUCUGCAGAGGUUUGCCCAUAUCUUAAAGAAGAAGCUGGAUGCUGAAGUCAUUAAUCUGCUGUCACGACGUAGACUUUCCUGGGUUGGUGAGAAGGCCUAGCAGGUAAAGGUGCCUGUCCCCAAGCCUGAGGCUGGCAGACAUGGAGGGAAGGAACCAGUUGUCCUGACCUCUACAUUACACCAUUAUGAUGUGCAACCUUCCACCCCAAGUAAAACAUAUUCUAAAAGUAGGUUUUCUUCACAGGAAUUUCUGUAUUUGCAUGAGAGAAGGACCUCUGCCACCCCUUAGUGUGCUGUGGACACACAGGGUGUGUGCUGGUCAUAGGCAUUUCUGCUUUGAUAGCCCAGGGAGCACCCUAAGUGAGACAAGAAUGGCAGCUGGGCAAGAGACUCUGGUGUGAUGAAAAGGACCUGUGGGAACUGUCUCGAAGGUCCUGGGGCUGAGUGUGGCGAGAGCAUCCAUCAUCCUAAUGAGACUACAUAGUGGGGUUGGCUUCAGUACCAGCCAUGCUCAGUGAGUGGCACCUCCACCUGGAGAAAUGCAGCAGCUAUUGGUGGAAGUUCACUCUACUCAUGUCUCCAUAGCACCCACAGGAUGGUACCUGGUACUGAGCAGACUGAAUGGCUUUCUCUUGCCAUGUCUUCCAUGUCUGUUGGGGUUCCUUUAGAUGCCCACAUUUGAGAAUGAUCUUGCAUGUUAGUCAAACCUGGGAAAGACUGGUGGGUACCAGAUUCACCUCCAGUCUGUGUUGUGGGAGAUCUAUUUGUGGCUGAGCUGGUGUUAGUCCUAAAGCCUUGACAUUAGCAUCUGAACAGACAGACCAUAGGCAGUCACUCUGAUCUACAGUUCUAAGCUGGCAGUUGAAUAAAACACACCAAACUGAGCUGUGCUGUUUGGGGUGUUUCAAGCUGUGUAUGCCCUGAGUUCUUGGCUGUGUUACCUCAACUGUUCUUUGUGGAGACAGACUAGCUUCUUCAGGGUUAUGUGUGUCCUCAUAUCCUGAGGCAGAAGCUGAGAUUCGUUUUGUUUGUUUGUUUUGUUUUUUCUUCAAGAUAUGAUUUCUCUGUGUAGCUAUAACUCUGGCUGUUCUGGAAUUUAAUCUGUAGACCAGGCUGGACUUGAACUCAGAUCCAUUUGCCUCUGCCUCCCAAUUGCUGGAAUUAAGGCAUGCGCCAUCACCGCCUGGCAACAGAUCUUUAUAAAACCAGCUUCUUCCAAGGUACUUGGUCCCUCAGGGUUGCAGUUGCUGGUACUUGAGUAGGUCAUGGCCCUAUGUCCGCUUUCAGUUUGCUAGAAAGCUCCACAUAUGCAGAGCUCCAGAGCACGUCAUGUUACUCAUGGUGAUGCAUCUGUGCUGUGGAUGCUGUAAGCAUCUUAUAUGGAUUCUCACAAAGAACAAAUCACUUGUGUGGCUAUUUUAGUGUUAAAAUCGAAUAUCUUGUUCUUUGCAAAUAGGGUAUUUUAAAGGGAAUAAUACACAUAGGUGGUGUGCUGAAUAAAAACAUCAAAUUACAAAAGAGAAGGCAGAUGAUACCAAGCUGGGUCUGUAGAUUAUACUCCUCUCCAAGUUACCACACAGUUAGGGUCUGAGAGAGUCCAGGACCACAUCUCUCAUCUGCUUUACUGACUCUUCUCCAAGCCAACUUACUGUGAAAGACAGCUCUGAUCUAAGGUAAGUAGCCUGACUACCAGACCCUGUGGUAACAGGCUAUGCCACAGCACCAAAGGCUAAGGUCCAUGGGAGCUACGUUUGCCUUUUUGUGCCCACUGUCUGGCCAUGUGAACACUGAAGGGAGUGAACGGCAGCCACCACUCGGGCCCCAGGACUGUGAUAGGGAUGGUUUUUCCAGACCUUGUCCCUAGCUCUGCCCUCGCCAAUCAUGUCAACACAUGUCAAUCCCCCAGCCCGUGGGUCGUUUGUUUCUAAUUUUUUCUCUAGAACUCAGACCUAAAUUUCUAAAAGAUGUCUCCUACCUGGUCAUAAUGAUGUAUAAGUAAGUGUAUUUAGAUUCUUCUGAGAAGGGUUUAUCUUCUCUCAGGCAGAAGGGCCUGGGUGCUCAUCCUUCAGUGAUCUCUCAGUAUCCAGCACAUUUUGCUACUGACAUGUAGAGUCCUGGGCAGAGGUUGCAGCAGCUAGAGGAGAGCCAGAAAAGGCACUGGUAGUUUGAAUGAGCGUGGUUCCAUAGGGUCUCCUGCAAGAACAACAAAUGGGAAAAGAACAGAGAAUGGAGCCACUGAAAUGACUCGCACAUCUGAUACCACGUGACCACGAUGUGGGAAUUCUGCUUUUUUCUUCCAUCCCAAGUAAAAGAGGGUUGGAUCCUGUGUGUUCCUAGCAACAGCACCAUUGCUCAGACCGUCUGUAAUUUCCAGGGGGAUCUGACUCCCUCUUCUGGCCUCCAUGGGAACUGUAUGCAUGUGGUACAUAGACAUGCAGGCAAAAUAACUAUCAUAAGUUUAAAAAGUCACCAAAUCUUGGCAUCGGGAACAUUUAGGCAGAUUCGAGUCUUGCUCUUCCAACAGUAAUGCUGUACAGGGCCAGGACAGCAGCCAGAGACUCUCUAUUUCUAAGCAAGGUCAUCUUGAGCUUCUAUGUGUACUUGAACUUUCAGGGUUGGAGCAUUUUACACUUAAAAAAAUGCAGCCUUCUGAAGACUUUGGGAAAUUGGUCAAGGUGACUCCCAGGGGCCUAAAAAGAAAGGAGCUGGGUUGACUCACGACCUUACCCUUGACAGGAAUCUCAUGUGCCUUGCUUGCUGUUUUAACUGUUUAACAGCUGGUGAGUGACAGGUGUCAGUCGUUGGCAGAGUAGUGAGAAGCUGCCCCCAAAUGGACACUCAGUGUAGAGCAGAACUGGCUGAGACUGAGAACCCGGCAGCAAGCCGACCCUUGACUCAUCUCCCUCCAGAGUCUGCCUAAUGAAAGGCCUCCCUCAGGUCAGCACAGAUACCACCACGACUUUCUCUGUUUGGGGCAAACAACUCAUAGUCAUUUAUAUCACUCCAAUCAAGCAAAAAUGACAUUUCACACUCAGUCAGCAAUGACUGGAAAGCUCAUCCAGAAGACCCCACUUAGUGUGGUCUCAUCUUGUCUGUCCCUGUUCCCUGUGAGUGAUACGGUCCAAGGGCUGAGAUCAGAGAGCCAGCUCAGUGACUUCGAACAGCAGGGAUGAAAUACUAUGAGCACAGUGUGGCAAAUGCUAUGGCUACCAGCUGUGCACAGGACAGGAGCUCAUACUGCCUAUGUGGCUGUAGCAGAAAGAGCCCGAGAGUGGCUGAAGGAAGCUGACUCACCAUGGUAGGUCUGGUUCUAGAAAAUUCCAAGUAAGACAGGACCCCCUCACUGGCUUUGACCAGACUGGUUUGAUCUGGCUGAGGUUAGAUCCCCCCCCACCCCCCCGUGGGCCGAAAAGGGAAUCUAAAAUGUGGGGAUAGACUGCAGAGUGAAGCAGUGCAGUUGUGGGUGCUUGUGCCAUGUCUGAAGGGAGCCUGCACCCCCAGAGCAUGGCCUGCUCACCAACCCGGACAGAGCUCAGAAGAAUUCAGUGGGACCCCCACCCUCGGGGUGGGGGGGGGUGGGGUAUGUGCAAUAGAGCAGGGACUCAGUGCUUAGUCUGAGGAGGUGGGAAUUUCUCCGCCCCAGGUAAAACACUUGGUUUGACUGUCCAAAGGAAGAUGCCUUCAAAAGGAAGAGCUUU